Messenger RNA from Staurois parvus, 288 nucleotides. NCBI's taxonomy places the organism in Eukaryota, Metazoa, Chordata, Amphibia, Anura, Ranidae. The record is from the annotation of a GenBank genome assembly.
AUAGCCUUGUACCAUGUGACCUCUGUGAUCAUUCACAGAUUUCACAGGUAGUAAGCAAUGAUGUCCCAAGUGACAUCUUGCUUACUACUUUGCAUGUGAUCACUGAUUGUGAUCAGUGAUCACAUGAUUGGGAACUCGUACAGAGGUCCCGUCCGACGAUCGGUGUUUCACUGUGUCCGGAGGACACAGCAGGCACCGGACCGCGGUGCUGCACGCUCUCAGGGAGCACGCACAAGCAGGGUGCGGGGAGGACGUUUAUAAAUGGCGAUCCGACCCUGCAGUGCCACC